CGGAGGCGCCUUCGUCCAAUAAGGGCUGGAAGGAGCGCUGGUGCUAUGUCAGGGUUGCUGAGAACCCAUUUCCGGCGGAACUUCGGGAUCGCUUCCGUCGGCAUCCGAAGGUUGGAAGUGCCGCCCUCGAGAAAGAUGGCCUGGUGAUAGCCAAAAUCCCGGAGGGUCGCACGAAGCAGGUCUCUAUCAAAGACUACACUGCCGACAAGGGACUCUACGCCCUCGGCUUUCGGAGAUACCGCUUCAUUGGGGAAGCGGACGAGAAGUACCCCAUUUUUGCUGAGGCCUUCGGGGGAGCAGGAGGUAGUCUACGAGGGCCCUUGGUUUUCAUAUCUUAGCACAUAGUUUAUCUGUUCGUUUCUUUUUUUAUUCCUUGUGCCUUCGGUUAGUAACCCCUCGAUUUUAACCCCAUACUAUUUUUGCAGGUGUCCCAGUGAAAAUGAUGAACGUCAAAGGCCUUGCGGACCUGAAGAAGAAAAAACCUUCCAAGGGCCCGAGGGGGACGGACGCUGGUGUCCCGAAACCCGCCGGUGACUUUUUCAAGAAGCCGGAGGGGCCGUCGGUGGGCCCAAGUGCUGACGCGGCCACCGCCGCCAAAAGGAAGGGCACGGGCAGAGAUCCCGAGGGCAAGAAGCCCAAGACCGGGGAUGCCGGGAAGAAAGUCCCCCCGGUGAUCAUUGUUGAUGAAUGCCCUGCCUCCGGGGCGAAUGAGGAGAUGCAGGUGGCGAAAGUGUCGUCGGGUGUUCAGGGGCCAUCUUCCGAGGUCCUUAUGGUUUCCCUCCCGGCUGGUACGGCCGUGAUGAACGGCACGGCUGACCCGAGGGCGCUUCUGAGAGGCAUCACCCUCGAGAUCGACAGAGUAGCCCUCGGGGCUGAUGAAGAUGAAGCCCUCGAGGACAGGAUCCUCCGGUCUUCCCUCACGACCUGCAUUGCCCUCGGGUAGCAAGCCCGGCGGCUAGAGGAGUGGCGCCUUCGAAAGGCUGAGCAGGAGGCUAAGAUGCGGGAGCUCAUCCGCCAGAAUGCUGAUGCUGUCCGGCAGAUGGCUAUGCUGGAGGAGAGCCUUCGGCAGAUGACCCUGCGGGCGGAGGCCGCAGAUCGGGGCAGGGCAGAGGCUGAGAGGUCCGCAGCUGAGGCCUUGGAGAGAGCUGCCAGGGAGGCCGAGGCCGCGAAGAUGGAAGCCGUCGAGAGAGCCCGAGGGGACGCAAUCUCGGGGUUCUUGGCAGGGGGGUGGCGGGCCGAGGAGCACAAGCAAUGGCUGUCCUCGGUCGUCGAGUCCUCGGUUGACGAGUGGUGCGAUGGGCCUGGUGUGGAGUGGGUUUCCCGAAAGGGUAAACAAUACUAUGAUGGGGGCGAGUUUUUCACCCAAGCCCUCAUCUACCGGAGGAUGGCUCGCCACUUGAAGAUCGAGCCAAAGGACUUUGACCCGGCGGCAUACGGGCUCCCCCCCUGCAGCCAGACGUCCGCGUUCCUCUCCCCUCCGAUGUCGAGAGGCCGGAUCUAGAGGAUACAGAGCUCAUGAAAGAAGCCGAGGGUGACGAACCUGAGGCCGAUGCAGAGGUUACCUCGAAGCCAUCGGAGGAGGCGGCCCCCGGAAAUGAUCAGAUUUGUAAUUUGUAAUUUACACUCAGUAAUUUGAACAUACUUGUAAUGAUCACAUUCUCAUGUUUUCGGCCCCGGCCAUCUUUG
Molecule: messenger RNA, 1686 nt
Organism: Cuscuta europaea
Lineage: Eukaryota; Viridiplantae; Streptophyta; Magnoliopsida; Solanales; Convolvulaceae
Source: the annotation of a GenBank genome assembly